AUGGCGCCCGACAUCGACGAACUCGCGCGAGUUCGAUCUCAAACUGACAGUGACUGUGUAGUCGCAUGUCAACGACUAACAGAUAGACUGUAUACUAACAAUCCAAGCCGGAUUGACCUGACCUUGUGCGAAGGCAUUCUCAGGUUUCGACAGCUCACAGUUGAAGCGAAUGCUCAACGAUCGCUCGCUCAGCAUGCCAGAGCAGAAUACGAAAGUUUGCGAGGGGAGGCAGUCACCUCGCAGCAUCUGUGUCAACUGCUGUCUGCACGAGAAGCGGAAGUAGCGAAGCUCAAAGAGGAUAUCUCUGAGCUUCGCGAUUCCCUUUCUGCGAGCGAGAAUAAAGUCGCGAAAUCAACAGAGGAGCUCUCUGUUAUUCGCCAAUCCAUUUCAUCGAGCGCGGCUGGUGUUGAGAAGUCUACAGAGGAGAUCUCUUUACUUCUUUCAUCACUAGCUUCUCGUGAUGCUGAAAUUGCAAAGCUUAAGAACGAGAGUUCUGUGCUACGCAAAUCUAUUUUAGCCAGCGAAGCCGAAAACAUAUCGCUGAAGGCAGAAAAUGCCGCCAUACGUUCAUUGCUUAUUGCUCGCGAAACUGAAUUUGCUAGCCUUAGAGAAGACGUCUCUGGGCUAUGUAAAUCAGUUUCUACGGAUAAUAAAAUCGUUCCGAAGCUUGGAGAGGUUGACUCUGGGCUUCAUGAAUCGCUGUCGAUUCUCAGAGAGGAAGUCUCUGGGCUCCGCAACUUGCUUUCCGCAGGAGCUGGAAACGUUGCAAAGACCAGAUCGAUCGACUCUGAGCAUACUGAAUUGGUAUCAAACCUUGGCGAAGAAGAACCUGGCGAUGAAGAGCCCUUUGAGAUGAAGCAGGAUGCUGAUUCUCCAGGACCUUCAGCCACCGUUCCCACUGAGUUUAGACCCACAUUUGUCAAGGGAUAG
This is a messenger RNA of Glarea lozoyensis ATCC 20868, 930 nucleotides long. RefSeq lists its product as uncharacterized. The record is from RefSeq and is a predicted model, not a curated record. Bases 1 to 930 code for a protein of 309 amino acids. NCBI's taxonomy places the organism in Eukaryota, Fungi, Ascomycota, Leotiomycetes, Helotiales, Helotiaceae. The transcript has a single exon.